Molecule: messenger RNA, 252 nt
Organism: Colletotrichum orchidophilum
Lineage: Eukaryota; Fungi; Ascomycota; Sordariomycetes; Glomerellales; Glomerellaceae
Exons: 1
Coding region: 1-252 (83 amino acids)
Source: RefSeq, a predicted model, not a curated record
AUGCUCUGUGGCCAAGAUUCCUCGCUCAGUCCACCGAUUUGCUACGGUUUCCCACGCUCCAUUCCGCAAAGUCACCGGGUUUGGAUCUCGUUGGAUCUCAUCAAACGAUCUAACACCCGUGUGUCUGCGCAAGGGUGCGCUUCCAUCCGUCUCUGGCCGCGCUACCGUCCAACCGGCUCGCCAAUCUCCAAGCUUCAACUUGUCACAUCUGACGGCCUGGGCGUGUAUCGACCUCGUACCAUGCGCCAAUAG